AUGGCUGGACGUGGUUAUCGACGAAAUAAAGGAGACUUUCGAUCGGUGAGAACAGUUGCUCCAUCAGCAAGAAUGACCGGCGAAAGUGAAGAUGUAUCCGACAUUGUUCAACGAAGUGCACGUGCUUCAAGUGCAUUUCCGACGCUUAAUGAAUCGAUGAGAAGUUUAUCUGUUAGUGAAGCAUCUGCGAAGGAGACUCGUUCGAAGAGUGUUCGUCAACGACUUUCUCGUCGAACUUUGUGUUCAGCAGUCCCCGAUCUGGCAAAUUUAACUCCGGUGCAUCGGCCAGAUGAGGGUGGACACAAAGGCCGCUCAGUCGAUGUCUAUACGAAUCAUUUUCGUGUUGAUAUCGAAGACGCGACUGUCUAUCAAUAUGAUAUUGAAAUAGUUAUGAUCAAUCGCAGCGGUAAACCAUGUCAAGCACGUAAAGAUGACAGAUGGGAAGUCAUGCAAACUAUAAUUAAGCAAAGAAAACAUCUUCCGACAAUAUGGUAUGACGAAGGCAAGACUGUAUAUUCAAAAGAAAGCUUGCCUGAUUUGGGACUACCCAUUGAAAUUUCGUUGACUAAGGAAGAAGUGAAAAAGUUUUGCUUGACCAAAUGCAAUUUGGUUCAACAAAGUCGAAUUCAAAGUAUCCAUGAUUACAUUCGACGAAAGACAACUACUCGACCGCAAGAGGCAAUUCGAAUAAUUGAGACUUAUGACUCAGCUAGAGUUUACGAUUAUGUUAAACAAUCUUCCAAUCGAUCGAUCGGUUUAAUGACCCAAUGUGUUAAUUAUCAAGCUCUAGAACGAAACAUUAGCAAACUCAAUAUGUACGUAGAAAACAUCAGUCAAAAGAUCAAUGGAAAAUUGGGUGGUAUCAAUGGCGUCGUCAAUAUAAAAUCCGCAUUGAGUCGACCUUCAAAUGAAGAUUUGUUCAUGUUUUUUGGAGCGGAUGUUACUCAUUCGACUUGCUCAACAGAAAGUCCAUCGAUUGCAGCAGUCGUUGGCUCUCGAGACGCGACAAAUAGUUUGUAUGCAGCUCGGCUCUGUGAGCAAUACCCCAAAAAAGGCCGUUGCUCCGUCGAGAUUAUUAAAGAAUUAGGCAGCAUGGUGACUCAGUUGCUUCAACUAUUCGCUGACGCUCACGGUGGCUGUCUUCCGAAUAAAAUUGUAUUCUAUCGAGAUGGCGUCGACGACGGACAAUAUCAAAAGGUACUCGACUAUGAAGUUACACAAAUAAAAACUGCUUGUCGUCAACUAUAUCCGAAUGGAUUCACACCACAAUUGACUUUUAUUGUGGUGAAAAAACGUCAUAAUACACGAUUCUUCCUCUAUGAGAGUGAUCAGACAUUGAAUGUCGAACCAGGCACUGUUAUCGAUCAGGAUAUCACACAUCCCUUCCAAUUUGAUUUCUACCUAUGUUCACAAAAGGCAUUAAAAGGCACAUCACGACCAACCUUGUAUCAUGUCGUACAUGAUGAUAAUCAGUUUACUAGCGAUGACAUACAACAACUUACCUAUUGGCUAUGCCAUACAGAUAUGCGUUGUACAAAAUCCGUUUCUAUUCCAGCGCCAGUGCACUACGCCCAUCUAGCAGCGUAUGCAUCACGAGCACUUCGUUUAGAAAAAGAUGAAAAUAUCGAAGGUAUUGAUGGCGGAAGUGAAGAUCCCGAAGACUAUUGUCUUGAUGACAUUAAAACAGAACUAAUGAUGUUAGAUACCAAAAUCGCUGAUGAUAUGUGGUUUUUGUAA
This is a messenger RNA of Adineta ricciae, 1737 nucleotides long. The record is from the annotation of a GenBank genome assembly. NCBI's taxonomy places the organism in Eukaryota, Metazoa, Rotifera, Eurotatoria, Adinetida, Adinetidae.